UUCAAAUUAAAAAUCGUAUUCAAGUCUUGUCAUUGUUUAUCAACAUAAAAAAUAGAUAUUUCUUUAAGUGUUCAUAUUUUCUACAGUUUUUAUGUUUAAUUAUAUUAUACUUUAAGAGUAAAAGGAUUUAAUAUUUUUACUUAAAAUGGCUCGCAGAUAUGACACUAGAACGACUAUUUUCUCCCCAGAAGGCCGUUUAUAUCAAGUUGAAUAUGCUAUUGAAGCUAUAAGUCAUGCAGGCACUUGUUUGGGUAUAUUAACUAAUGAUGGUGUUCUGCUUGCAGCAGAAAAAAGAAAUGUUAACAAACUUCUCGAUGAAACUUGUGGAUCUGAAAAAAUCUAUAAAUUAAAUGAUGAUAUGGUAUGUAGUGUUGCUGGUAUUACUGCUGAUGCCAAUGUUUUAGUUGCCGAAUUACGCUCUAUAUCUGAAAGGUAUCGAAUGCAAUAUGGUGAUUCAAUUCCAUGUGAACAACUUGUUUCAUGGCUUUGUGAUGUAAAACAAGCCUACACUCAAUAUGGAGGUAAACGACCAUUUGGUGUUUCUAUUCUAUAUAUGGGAUGGGAUUCACAUUAUGGUUUUCAACUAUAUCAAUCUGAUCCCAGUGGUAAUUAUUGUGGUUGGAAAGCUACAUGUAUUGGUACAAAUAGUGCUGCUGCUAUAGCUUCAUUGAAAACUGAAUAUAAGGAAGGACAAAUGACUUUAGAUGAAGCAAAGAAAUUAGCUGUAAAAAUUUUGUUUAAGACAUUAGAUGCUACAAAACUGACAGCCGAUAAAGUGGAAAUGGCCACCCUUAAACGAGUUAAUGAUCAGACUGUGACAAAUAUACUUGAAAAACAUGAAGUUGAAAAGUUAAUUUCUGACUAUGAAAAAUUAGAAGCUGAAAUUGCUGCUGCUAAAGCUGAAGCAAAAGCAAAAGAAAAGAAGGAAAAAGAUGCUAAAGAGAAAGAGCAAUCAUCAAAAUCUACAUAAAGUUAUAAAAGCUGUGUUUAUUAUAUGUAUAAUAUUGUUUAUUAAAAAGAUUGAAUUUUUGGUAUAUGGUCAUUUUAUAAUGUACCUAACUUAAUAUAAGAACAUAUUCAUUUUUCA
Daktulosphaira vitifoliae (grape phylloxera) is the source of this 1087-nucleotide messenger RNA. It is a transcript of the gene Prosalpha3, whose product is annotated as proteasome subunit alpha type-4. The record is from RefSeq and is a predicted model, not a curated record. Lineage: Eukaryota; Metazoa; Arthropoda; Insecta; Hemiptera; Phylloxeridae. Bases 146 to 970 code for a protein of 274 amino acids. Gene Ontology annotation, biological process: ubiquitin-dependent protein catabolic process. The transcript is spliced from 7 exons. Gene Ontology annotation, cellular component: nucleus; proteasome core complex; cytosol.